Molecule: messenger RNA, 1136 nt
Organism: Stereum hirsutum FP-91666 SS1
Lineage: Eukaryota; Fungi; Basidiomycota; Agaricomycetes; Russulales; Stereaceae
Product: thymidylate synthase
Exons: 2
Coding region: 63-1013 (316 amino acids)
Biological process (GO): dTMP biosynthetic process
Cellular component (GO): mitochondrion; cytosol
Molecular function (GO): thymidylate synthase activity
Source: RefSeq, a predicted model, not a curated record
AGCUCCACGUACUUGCUCCUUCAGCACCGUCUCUCUCACUGUCUAUUAUUUUGUUAUCUGGUAUGGCUGUCGAGAGUACAUCGGCGACAACGACGGCGGCGUCCAAGAGACCUCACGAUGAGCUGCAGUAUCUCAGCCUCAUCCGCACCGUGCUCGAAACGGGCGAGACGCGUCCAGACCGUACGGGAACUGGCACCAUUUCGCUUUUUGCCCCUCCAAAUCUUCGCUUCUCGCUCACCGACUCUACUCUACCGCUCCUGACAACUAAGCGCACGUUCUUACGCGGUAUUCUCGAAGAGCUUUUAUGGUUCGUCAAUGGUCGGACCGACUCCACUUUACUCUCGAAUAAGGGAGUGAAGAUCUGGGAUGGGAAUGGAUCAAAGGAGUUCUUGGAGAAGAGGGGGCUGGGGCAUCGGAGGGAGGGUGAUUUGGGGCCCGUUUAUGGGUUUCAGUGGCGACACUUUGGGGCGGAGUAUGUGGAUUGCGAUGCAAGCUAUGACGGGAAGGGAGUGGAUCAGUUGCAGGAGGUCGUAAGGAAGAUCAAAGAGGAUCCUACAGAUCGGAGGAUUAUUCUGAGUGCUUGGAAUCCAGCUGAUAUACCGCAGAUGGCGCUCCCGCCAUGUCAUCUCCUGUGUCAAUUUUACGUUCAUCUCCCGCAAUCCGACUCGCCACCGGGCACGAAACCCAAACUCUCAUGCCUUAUGUAUCAACGCUCCGCCGAUCUCGGUCUCGGUAUCCCCUUCAACAUCGCCUCCUACGCUGUCCUCACACACAUGAUCGCACACCUCACCGACACCGAUCCCCACGAACUUAUCAUCCAGCUCGGAGACGCGCACGUGUAUAGAGAUCACGUCGAUGCGCUGAAGGUGCAAUUAGAAAGGGAGCCGAAGGAGUUUCCGAAGUUGAGGUGGAAGCGGGGGAGGAGGGAGAGAUUGGAGGACUUUGAGAUGGAGGAUUUCGAGGUGGUCGGGUAUGAGAGUUGGCCGAGUAUUCCGAUGAAGAUGAGCGUGUAGUCCAGGAAUAGUGACGGGGCAGUGGAGAAAUGACGGAGAACUCAUGCCGUUGUACGUUUCGUAUGUAUCUCGUCCACAAUCUGUUUCUGUAGUCUUCCAUUUAUGUUAUCAUGUUUGACCUCC